This is a messenger RNA of Lachancea mirantina, 1674 nucleotides long. NCBI's taxonomy places the organism in Eukaryota, Fungi, Ascomycota, Saccharomycetes, Saccharomycetales, Saccharomycetaceae. The record is from the annotation of a GenBank genome assembly.
AUGCUAAAAAACUUCAAGUUGGGCAGAAAAGAAGGCGAUAGUAGAAGCCGUAUCACUUCAGCAGAUAUUUCUGCUCCUACUGCAGAAGGUGGUAAUGCAGUGAGACACAUGAAAACGGUACCCAUACGGUCUGCGUCGUCAGCUUCAACGUCUUCGGUGAAAACGUCAAAGGAAUUGUUUUCAACGGAAAAAGUCAUUAAAGCCAUUUACAACUAUCAGGCUCAAUCACCCAAAGAGCUUUCGUUUGUCAAGGGAGAAUUUUUCCAUGUAAUGGCUGAGGACAAGGAAUGGUACGAUGCCUCGAAUCCGACAGACGGACGACGUGGAAUGGUGCCCAAAAGUUAUUUCGAGAGUUUUGGUCGUCGUGGUUCGCAGUCUUCGAGACGGUCCUCAAGGCAAUCUUCCAGAGAUAGUACUGCUCAGGGCAAAAGUGGGUCUCUGUAUGCAAUUGUACUUUACGAUUUUCAUGCGGAAAAAUCGGACGAAUUAACCACAUAUGCGGGCGAAAAUCUGUUUGUGUGUGCACAUUUCAAUCACGAAUGGUUCAUUGCAAAGCCCAUUGGCCGUUUGGGAGGUCCAGGUUUAGUUCCAGUCGGUUUCGUGAGCGUAAUUGAUAUCAAUACGGGAUAUGCUACUGGAAACGACGUUGUCGAAGAUAUCAGGACUGUAAAUUUACCUUCUGUGCAAGAAUGGAAGGGUAACAUUGCCAAGUACAAAGCCAGCAACAUUUCGUUGAGCUCCCCUGAAAAUUUCCGACAACGACGCUCAAGUUCGCUUUCGCACGGAAUUUCGUCCGUCCCAGGCGGUGGCAUUCCGCCCCAUCUAAGUAUGCACCAAAGUCUGCCCUUCAUUGAUGCGUCUGUGGUGUCCUUCUCGUUAGAAGGCGAGAAGUAUUGGUACAAUGUGACGGUCCACUUUUUUGAUGGUAAACGUCGGACUUUGAAAAGGUAUUACGAAGACUUCUAUGACCUCCAAGUAAAACUUUUAGAUGCGUUCCCAGCAGAAGCUGGCAAGCUUCGAGACGGGAGAGGACAAUGGACCAAACGCAUUUUACCUUACAUUCCGGGACCCGUACCGUAUGUCACCGACAGCAUUACCAAAAAACGGAAAGACGAUUUAAACACUUACGUUAAGGAGUUAAUAGCUCUACCUGCACACAUUUCCCAGUGUGAGCUUGUGCGAUCUCUGUUUGCUCUUCGAAACAACGGCUUCGAUCGAGAAUUCGUUACGGAGCCCCCCUCAGGUGACAGAAUUUCAGAGCUCCAAGAACCUAGACUCGCAGGUGUAUCCAACAUGUCAUCCAAAGCUGAAGACGAGACCUUGACCGGAGAAGAUUUGAAAGUGUACGAAAUGAUGAACGGAUUAUCGCUUAAAAAUUCCAAUACCCACUCAAGACCACCCAGCACGUUACCACCGCAACACAAGCCCACCAAAACGAAAUUUUAUUACAAAGACGACAUUUUCGCACUACUUUUGGACGCAAAUAUUACGUUCGCAGACUUGCGCAGCAAAAUUGCACCACGUAUUGAGGCACCAAAUUUCAAACUUUACGUUAAAUUGAGCGACGGACUUGGCGAAGAGAUUAAGGACGAUUCUCAAGUAGCAGCCGUACUUGCAGGCCGGCUGAAAAUAAGCAUCUUGGACAGCGAGGAUGAGACCCACGCUCCAAAUUAA